This is a messenger RNA of Lolium rigidum, 693 nucleotides long. RefSeq lists its product as uncharacterized. Lineage: Eukaryota; Viridiplantae; Streptophyta; Magnoliopsida; Poales; Poaceae. The coding region runs from base 26 to 412 and encodes 128 amino acids. The transcript has a single exon. The record is from RefSeq and is a predicted model, not a curated record.
UAACCAGUCCAACUCGUAGCUAAACAUGGACGCGGUGGAGUCGUCGGCCGUGGUGAGCUGCGACUGCUGCGGGCUGGAGGAGGAGUGCACCGGCGAGUACAUCGGCGGCGUCAGGGCCUACUUCUGCGGACGGUGGCUGUGCGGGCUAUGCUCCGAGUCCGUCAAGUACGAGGCCGGCCGCAAGCGGGCGGGCAUGGAGGAGGCCGUGCGCGCUCACAUGGCCUUCUGCCGCAUGCUCAGGCGAGCUGGCCCCGCGGAGCGCGUCGCCGAGGGCAUGUGCCAGAUGCUUAGGCGCACCGCGUCCGGGAAGCCCCGCGCCGUGGCCAGGUCCUCUUCCUCGUUGCGUCCUGCGGCAGCGGCGCCUAUCACCGGGCACCACCGCGCGUCGACCGGCCUGUCUGUCCGCCCGUGAUCGAUCCUCUGUCAGCGGCGGCGACCGGCCUGAGUUAGGGAGUGCAUGCUUUAAUUACAAGUGGAAGGCAGAACUUCCUGUGACGCUUGAUUUGAAUUCAAAUGUUUUGUCCGGAUAUUUUCGAAGACAACAACAAGCAUAACCACCAUCUUUGAAUAUGUAAUCCGUUUGGCUUCUCCUUGGAGAAGGCUUCCUUGUAUCAUCAUGUCCAAACUCCAAACCACAAUUUUGAUACUAGAAUAUCUUUAAACUGUUGUUGAAGUUCUCUCGACACAUUUUUA